AAAGCUAGGAAAGAAGGUUUGAAUGGGUGGGAUAUAGAGAGGGAUGGCUUCUGCUAAGAUCCUGACUUUGGCCAUCCGGACACUGGCGAAACCAAUUUCUACCACCAUAAAGAAUCAAGCGGCCGAACAUCCAACAUUUCGAAGUGUUUGUAUAGGUCUUGCACAGUCUAUGCAUAGAACAGAAGCUAGGAUGAGAUUGGGGUUGUUGAAUGAAGAAGCGAAGAAUAUCAAGCCUCUGAAUGAUGUUCGUGCCAUACAAAACGGAGCUACUUUUCUAGCUGAAUCAUUUCUCUUUCUGGUGGGCGCAGGAUUGAUAGUGGGUGAAACAUGGCGGUCGUCACGGAAAGAGACGAGACGACGGGAUGAGGUACAUGAGAGGUUGGAUAAUUUGGAAGAAGACGUGAAAAGUAUACGAGGGCUGUUGGAGAGUGCAACUUGGAGGGAGGGAGUGGAUGACUUGAGAGAGCGGAGUGAGAAACUGGAACGAGUGCUAGAGACGGUCAUCUCCAACGGUCUCAAAGCGGGAUGGCUCGGUUUAGGUCACUCAGAUGAAUCAGGAGAGGGAUUACCCUUACUUCAAAUGAACAGAUCAGGAAGAGAAGUUGUGGGACAUGGACAUCGGAUAGACUUGUCAUCGCGAGUAGAGGUGGAUGAUCCUGCUUGA
Molecule: messenger RNA, 664 nt
Organism: Tremella mesenterica DSM 1558
Lineage: Eukaryota; Fungi; Basidiomycota; Tremellomycetes; Tremellales; Tremellaceae
Exons: 6
Coding region: 44-664 (206 amino acids)
Biological process (GO): regulation of lipid metabolic process
Cellular component (GO): mitochondrion
Source: RefSeq, a predicted model, not a curated record